Molecule: messenger RNA, 1665 nt
Organism: Octopus sinensis (East Asian common octopus)
Lineage: Eukaryota; Metazoa; Mollusca; Cephalopoda; Octopoda; Octopodidae
Product: ADP-ribosylation factor-like protein 15
Exons: 5
Coding region: 550-1170 (206 amino acids)
Molecular function (GO): GTP binding; GTPase activity
Source: RefSeq, a predicted model, not a curated record
AAAAAAUAACAUAAACAAAGGCAGAGGAAGAAAUAUAUAUAAUAUCUGGCAUUGUUAAAUUGUUUAUUAUUUUUGUUAGGUUUUAUUAAAUUUCUCUGGUGAUGAUGAUGAGGUAUUUCAGAUGAAAAUUAAGCAUUGUUUGUUGGAGUAACAACUCCCGGCGGGCUGAUGAAUUAAAAAACUGGUUGCUGAGGCCAGCAGACGCCAACAUCAUCAACUGCACCACCAUCAUCAUCAUUAUUAUUAUUAUACUACAAGAAUCUCUCUCAGUCUAGCAACAGUUGUUGUGUGUAUCAACGACAUAUUAUAACAUAAUAUAAUAUAACAUAACAACAACACUUACCAACGAAAAAUCUCACGUUCGCUUGUUGUUCGGAGCAGAUGAAAAGAAACUCUGCGGUCUUUACUCACUAAAUUUCAGUUUAUCGGAGGAUAACUUACAAUACGGUUUCCCCCACAACCGAUUCUUAUCGCUUCUUUUACUUCCCGGACUUAUUUCUGCAAGAAUUUCUCCUUAACAAAAAAAAAAAAAAAAAAGGAAAACAAAAUAUGUGCGCGAAUUUUGGUUUAUACUGCGCUCUAAUUCGACUGGGCCUCUACUCCUUUGGUCGUCGAGUUUGUUGUACCUGUCGGACCCCACCAGAAAAGCCUGUAUUCCAAGUAUUGUGUUUGGGACUAACUGGAUCAGGAAAGAGUGCUAUUAUAUAUGCCUUAAGUAAAGAUUCUAUUGACAAACUGGAGCCUACAGUAGGUUUCCUUAUUAAGCCUUUAGAAUUCACUGAUUGUAUAUUUGAAAUGAAAGAACUGGGAGGUGCUGAUAACGUGAGGAUUUAUUGGGAUCGGUACCUUUCAGGUGUGGAUGCUUUGAUUUAUGUUGUGAACAGUGCAGAUACUGCUGAUAAUCUUCAGCUUGCAAGCCAAGAAUUGACACGAAUAUUACAGAAUAAACAACUCAAUAAUGUUCCACUUCUUCUAAUGGCAAAUCACCAUGACAUGGAAGAUGCACGGUCUAUGGACCAGCUGAAGCAGAUAUUUGAUUGGCCGAUAAUAUCAACCAAUCGUCAAUGCAUCAUUCACCCCAGCUCCAUCAAGAAUACAGACACCAUUGAACAAGGUUUCAAAAAACUAUGUGGAAAAUUGCAGAUAAAUGCAUCUAGUCCAGGAAAAUAAGUAAUGAAGUCAUGAAAGUGUCUUAAAAAUUGUAAUUUUUCUCCACAUUGGGGCAAGAAUAUGUAUUUAUUUAUUUGUGUUCAUUAUUGUCAUUGGACGCAGUAUCCAAUAUUUGAUUAAUUCACCAGAUUUAAUCAGUUUCUGUAUCAGAAUUUGAUUAAUCCAUCAUGCAUCUUAUCACUCAAUAUAUUCAUUGGAAAAAAUUUUAUGCUCCUUGUAAGCGUAUGUCUCUGACCUGAUUUUCAUUCCCAGUUAUACUCAUCUCACUUCACAUUCAUCACUAAUGCCUUGAAUGUCACACAAUUCUAAUUUCUUCCGUCUUUUUAAAAGUAAGGCUGUGGGCCUACAUAAAAAAAAAAUCAUUAUUCAUUUAUUCCACUAACCUCACAAUCUAUGAAAAUUUUAUUGUUGUAUCUUGGGUGAGUCAUAAUUCCAAUAAUAAACACAUGCAUUGGUUCUAUUUCACUUUAUUUGUCAAUUGGUUAACUGACUAAU